This is a messenger RNA of Xenopus laevis (African clawed frog), 2725 nucleotides long. RefSeq names its product luteinizing hormone/choriogonadotropin receptor (gene lhcgr-A). The record is from RefSeq and is marked provisional. Lineage: Eukaryota; Metazoa; Chordata; Amphibia; Anura; Pipidae.
GCACCCAUUAUUCCUUUGCCUUGGAACCAGAAAGAUCCAUGGUUUGUACAUGUCCCUUCAUGCCCACUCUCUUGACUCAUCCAAAACAUAGACACAGAGACUGUAAGAGCCUCCUACAGACAAAGCAAGAAAGAAACAAUAAGGUCCACCAUCAAUUAUUUCUCGUUUUGGCUGAAAGGGAGAGUUUUCCCAAGUUAAAGACAGGAGGAGCUCUUACAGGAAUGGUUAGUCAGCCAGGAGGGAGGCUAAAAAUACACACACGUUGCCUGCAUGAAUGUCAAAGCCGUCCGGCUUCCAGCUGAAAUUCACUUCUCUCCAAAGUUAAGGACAAAGGCAAAAAUGGAAAAGAGACAGAACUGAUGAGAGGAGUGAAAGGACAAGCUGAUCAUGAUGCCUCGAAAUCUCUUCUACCUGUUUCUUCAGUUUAUUUACCUGGAACCUGCCGGCUCCUUACAGACUAAUGCCUGCAAGCUCUGUGACUGCAGUGGACUUGAGCUCCUGUGCCCCCCGCAAACUACAGUCACCAGGACCCCUGCGCUAGAACUGCUGUUUAGUCAUUUCUGUUUUAAAAUUAUCCCAUCAGAGGUCUUUCAGCAUUUCCAGCAAGACAUCACCAGCAUAACAAUUUCGGAAAGUGAUUCUCUGGAAAAAAUAGAGAGUUCUGCCUUUUCCAACCUCUCCAGCCUGACUGAAUUAACCAUCCAGAACACUAAAAAUCUCAUCCAUAUUGGCAAAGGGGCUUUUGGAAGUCUACCGAAAUUAAAAUACCUAAGCAUCGGCAAUACAGGAAUUCGAAAAUUUCCAGAUGUCACCAAAAUCUUCUCAUCGCAGUUGCAGUUUAUCCUGGAGAUUUACGACAACUUGCACAUAACCACGAUACCAGCGAACGCAUUUCAGGAAAUGAAUAAUGAGCCUGUAAUAUUGAAACUUUACAGGAAUGGAUUUGAAGAUAUCCAAAGCUAUGCAUUCAACGGAACAAAGUUGGACCAACUGUUUCUUAAUAACAACAACAAUCUCCAACACAUUCAUAAUGAUGCCUUAAAGGGAGCCAGUGGACCAAAUCGCUUAGAUAUAACCUCAACGGCAUUAGAGUAUCUACCGAGCUGCGGACUAGAGUUUAUUCAAGUCUUAGUUGCAGAAUAUUCUUACUACCUGAAGCAACUGCCAGCCCUGGACAAACUCGACAGUCUAAUUGACGCUCGCUUGACAUACCCCAGUCACUGCUGCGCUUUUAGGAACAUGAGGCUGAAAGAGCAAAACGCGUUACUUGAAAACCUAACAAAACAGUGUGAUUCUACGUCACCGAAACAAAUCAAUGGCACAAGUUCAAACGAAAUACCUUACAGUCUGCCGCUGUGGUUUGAAGAGAAGAAUCUAACGGCCAUGUUUUUCGAUCACGAUGAAGAUCUAAUCGCAGACUACGAGUACCUGUGCCAGCCCAAGAUCCUGAAGUGCAGCCCAGAACCCGAUGCGUUCAACCCUUGCGAAGACAUCAUGGGAUACAACUUCCUCCGCGUGCUGAUAUGGUUUAUUAGCAUCCUUGCCAUCGCGGGCAAUGCAGUUGUUCUCUUUAUUCUGCUCACAAGUCACUGCAAGCUCACGGUCCCUCGCUUUCUAAUGUGCAAUCUGUCCUUUGCCGAUUUUUGCAUGGGGAUUUAUCUACUGCUCAUCGCCUCCGUAGACUCCCAAACUAGGAGCCAGUAUUAUAACCAUGCCAUUGACUGGCAGACCGGGAGCGGAUGCAGUGCGGCCGGCUUUUUCACCGUAUUUUCCAGUGAGCUUUCAGUAUACACCCUGACUGUCAUCACCCUGGAGAGAUGGCAUACAAUAACCUACGCAAUGCAACUCGACCGUAAGCUCCGCCUACGUCAUGCCAUUCUGAUCAUGCUGGGGGGCUGGAUAUUUUCACUUGUGAUAGCAAUGUUGCCUCUCGUGGGCGUUAGCAAUUACAUUAAGGUCAGCAUAUGCUUGCCCAUGGACAUAGAGACCCCACUCUCACAAGCCUAUAUUAUAUUCAUUUUAGUACUCAACGUGACUGCCUUUAUCAUCAUCUGCGCCUGUUAUAUUAAAAUUUACAUAGCAGUGCAAAAUCCGGAGCUCACGCCGACAAACAAAGAUACAAAGUUGGCCAAAAAAAUGGCAGUGCUCAUCUUCACCGACUUCACGUGUAUGGCGCCGAUAUCAUUCUUUGCCAUUUCAGCUGCCUUUAAAGUCCCUCUUAUCACUGUGACGAAUUCAAAGAUAUUGUUGGUCUUGUUUUACCCUGUCAACUCGUGUGCAAAUCCAUUUCUGUACGCCAUCUUCACCAAGGCCUUCAGGAGGGACUUCUUUUUACUUAUGAGCAGGUUUGGGUGUUGCAAGACGCAGGCGGAACUGUACCGAGUGAAUAACUUCACCGCCUAUACCUCCAACAUGAAAAUGGACAGUUUAUAUACGGGACCGAAGAAAACAUCCCGGGACGAGUUACAUUUGACGGCGUCGGACUGUCAGCAACUGAACUUACGCGAGAAAGCCACCAGCACAGACAGUUAAUCUUUAUUUCCUCUCAAUGAUCUUUAUUUGCUUACAAAUUAUGUUGCACAUCUUUCAUCCCAGGAAGUCUGAGCUUUGUCGAUAGCCUGUGUGUGUCCAUUUGUAAAAUGUAUGGUUGUAAAUAGGACGUCUUAUUAGGGACUGGAAAUUUUGAUGCCUGUAAAGUAUUUUUUUAUUAAAUAUUUUAACGAAA